This is a messenger RNA of Osmia lignaria (orchard mason bee), 556 nucleotides long. RefSeq lists its product as uncharacterized. Lineage: Eukaryota; Metazoa; Arthropoda; Insecta; Hymenoptera; Megachilidae. The record is from RefSeq and is a predicted model, not a curated record.
AUUCAAAUUUUUGUUACAAAGUUAAACGUAUGAAAUUUUAUCCUGGCAUUAUGAUUUUGCCUAUUUUAAAACCAGAAAUUAUCAUUUUUAACCAACGAAAAAUUCACGUUUGUCGGAAGCCAGGAUUUAUCGCAUGGUUAUUACUUGGCUUGUCGACAAUUAUUUUCGCUGAAAUAUCCUGGCAAUUAACGCGUAAUCUUGUUCGCAUGAUUGUUUUGCUUUUCGGGCUGAUUAUGUUCAUUUUGGAUGGAUUUGGAGAAUGGCAGGAUUUAUUAUUAGAUAAAGAUGAGAAUAAAGCUACUAUCGAAAGAUAUAAUUGGAUAGAUAAAUUAUAUUUUACUGCAGCAUACGAUUCGUGCGUUUCAAUGAAACUUAGCGAUAUAAGAUACAUUGGAGUUACCGUAGAAAAAGGACUUUUUAUACUUGAGAAAAAUGGAAAAAUCAAAUGUUUAAGUAUGCAAGGUUUUACGAGGAACGAAUUACAAGAACUAAAAAAACGGAUUAAUUAUUUUUUGAGUUCAAAUUAAAUUUGGAUAAAAUUCAUUUCAAUCUUUUA